GUGUCUUCAUAGGCGAAUCCAAAACCCACUGUUCCUUUCAUCUCUGUUGUGUUCCCCUCACCCCGCAAUUCCUUUACUUCUUUCUUUCUUUCUUCUCAUCCCAAAGUUUCCACCUUUCUCUUCAACUACCCAACUUCCCCUUCACUUCCUUGGAAAUUGCAACCAUAUCUACAUCUUAACUCUCUCUCUCUCUCUCUCUUCUACUGCAAAUUUGUUAACUUUAGUUGAGAAUUGUGGCAGAGCCUAAUGGGUAACUGCCUAGAUUCUUCAGCCAAAGUUGAUGCAGCUCAAAGCUCCAGAUCUACUUCUGGAAUCUCAAAAUCCACUCCUUCUAGCUUAUCUAUUCCAUCGUAUAGUGAAAAAAGCAAUGCCUCAAGUCUUCCUACACCAAGGUCUGAGGGUGAAAUCUUGUCUUCUCCCAAUCUUAAGGCCUUCACAUUUAAUGAACUGAAGAAUGCGACCAGAAAUUUUCGUCCUGAUAGUCUUCUCGGUGAAGGGGGAUUUGGAUAUGUUUACAAGGGAUGGAUUGAUGAACACACAUUUACAGCUUCAAAACCUGGGUCAGGAAUGGUUGUUGCUGUAAAGAGGCUUAAGCCUGAAGGUUUUCAAGGUCAUAAGGAGUGGUUGACUGAGGUUAACUACCUUGGACAACUGCAUCAUCGUAAUCUGGUUAAAUUAAUUGGGUACUGCUUGGAGGGAGAGAACCGGCUAUUGGUGUACGAGUUUAUGCCCAAAGGGAGCUUAGAGAACCAUCUGUUUAGAAGAGGACCACAACCACUCUCAUGGUCAGUGAGGAUGAAAGUGGCUAUUGGUGCUGCCAGAGGACUCUCCUUUCUUCAUAAUGCCAAAUCGCAAGUCAUAUACCGUGAUUUUAAAGCUUCUAACAUACUACUGGACGCAGAAUUCAAUGCUAAACUCUCUGACUUUGGUUUAGCUAAGGCGGGUCCUACUGGUGAUAGAACUCAUGUGUCUACUCAAGUCAUGGGUACUCAAGGAUAUGCCGCACCAGAAUAUGUUGCAACUGGUCGGUUGACGGCCAAAAGUGAUGUCUACAGCUUUGGCGUUGUGUUGCUUGAACUUUUAUCUGGAAGACGUGCCGUGGAUAAAACAAUAGCCGGUAUGGAGCAGAAUCUGGUGGACUGGGCCAAACCAUAUUUAGGCGAUAAACGAAGACUAUUCCGAAUCAUGGAUUCCAAGUUGGAGGGCCAGUACCCACAGAAAGGAGCCUUCAUGGCCGCUACACUUGCCCUACAAUGCCUUAACAGCGAAGCCAAGGCAAGGCCUCCGAUGACAGAGGUAUUAGCAACUCUGGAACAGAUAGAAGCUCCCAAAACUGCAGGCAGAAAUUCCAACUCAGAUCAUCAUAGAGUUCAUACUCCUGUAAGAAAGUCUCCUGCCCGAAACCGGUCCCCUUUGAAUCUAACUCCCACUGCUUCACCUCUGCCGUCUCACCGGCAAUCUCCUCUUGCACAUUGAGCUAUGAACAAAAAACAUCUGCAUGUAAAUUCCUUAAUUUUAUCAGGUUGUGCUUUUGAUACCAUGCGUUGAGGCAUGAACUUAAAUGCAAUUUUGGGUUAUGCUCAAUAGAAUAGUUAACACCAUUUAUCUACAUGAUAUGCAAGUUAUCUGCCGCAGUAUUCUGCUAUGUUCUUUUCUUUUCUUACCCCCCAUGGUAUGUCUUGUUGGAUAAUAAGAACGAGACAUAUUGCUUCCCUCCUGUUAUGGAGCAUAUCACUGGUUCAGCUGUUGCAUGCAUGAUAAUAAGUAAAGUUUCAGGUUUGUGUAUUGUGUAUGAAAAAAACCUGAACUAACUCUGUAUUUUGAAUCGACCAAAAUUACCUCCUAUAAAUCUUGUUUGUUCAGCUUUUUAUCACGAAAAGUCAUUUUUAUUUUGAAAAUUUUCGUUUAUUUUCUUUAAUAAAUCCGAAUUAUUAAAAGAUAAACCUCUGAUUAUUUUUAAAACUGAUUAGAGGUAGCUUUUAAAAAGGAACCAAGCUUAUGUGCAAUUCUGUAAAGUAUUUUUAGUGUUCUUCAAUUAAAACUAAAGUUUUAUAUUGGUAAUUUACAUGAACACUUAGUGUUUAUAUUUUAUUGAAAUAAAAGUAUUUUAAAAAAGAUAUAAAAAUAUCUAAAAAUAUUUUAAUUAUAAUUAACUUUUAAAUUUUUUUUUUGAAAUUGUAAUAAAUAGAACAAAAAAUAGCUUGUUUUUUUCUUGAAAAAUAAAAAAUGUUUUUUAUACAUCUUUAAAGUGGUAUUUGAAAAACAAAACCAGUCCAAAAUAUAAUUUGGAUAUAUAUAUUCUAAUUAUAUUUACGGAUUUCAAAAGAAUUGUAUAUUAACUUUAAAGGGAUAGUUCGUCUUUGACAAAUUUGAGAUCAGUCAAAGUUUAUUCCCCUAAUGAAAGAUGGUAUAUAUGAAGAGAAACGAGAUGAUGCAUGUACAACGACAGAGGGAGGGUUGUCAUGAAACACACAAAGGACAAGGUGGUCCACACCUUCCCACUGCAACCAUUACAUGUGCUCCCUUGUUACGAUCUUUAGGAGUCCAAGAAAAAAACAUUAAUCAAAUUUCUUUCUAAUUUUUAGAAUGUUCUCAAUUAUGCUUAUAGAAAUGAUAGAUUCUAUUAUCACGUGGUUAAAUAAAACCCCAUGAAUACAACAGCUGGAAGCCUUCAUCAAUAGCCAUUACUUAUUUCCUUCCAAAGCUGAUGUGAUCAAUGAUCAAUUUUCAAGAAUCAACUUAAUAUCUUACUCAAUUUAGCACAUCCACAUCAACUCUCUCUACACACAUAACUUAUUGUGUUGAUUUGGAUCUUCGUUUAAACAAAAUUAACGCAAAUCUAAAUACAGGCUUAAGCAUCUGCGUGCGUCAGUGCAUGCGUUUUACUUUUGUUACGGAUACAUGAUAUGGCUAGAUUCGUGACCCUUUUCUCUAUCUUUCUUUUUUCUUUGCUUCAAUGUGACUUUUCUUUUCGGAUUUGUAGAAUCCAGUUUGGAUGGACACUAUUCUUCAAUUUGGAGGAGUGUUCCUUGUACUUGCAUGCUCAUCUGCUGGAUUGGGCUUUGUACCCACUCUUGUCUUCUUUUUGGGCUUUUGCUGAGCGCAACCUAAAAUAUAUAUGUGAGCCUAUAGCUAUGAAUGGAUAAUCUUAUUAAUUUUAAUAAAAAAUAUAAAUGUA
Molecule: messenger RNA, 3178 nt
Organism: Abrus precatorius (Indian licorice)
Lineage: Eukaryota; Viridiplantae; Streptophyta; Magnoliopsida; Fabales; Fabaceae
Product: probable serine/threonine-protein kinase PBL3
Exons: 6
Coding region: 247-1476 (409 amino acids)
Biological process (GO): protein phosphorylation
Molecular function (GO): ATP binding; protein kinase activity
Source: RefSeq, a predicted model, not a curated record